AUGUCGGAGAAGGCGCCUCUCGUCUCCCACGAGCCCGUGAGGCCGAAGCAGCGCUGCCCGUAUGCCGGACGCUGCUCAGCCGGCAAACGCGCCGUGAAGGUCCUCGUUCUCGGCGCCGUUGCCGGUCUUCUGUACUAUGGCGUGCCGCAUGCUCAGCAGCACUUCGCCGCCGACAAGGCGGACAAGAUGUGCAUGACACCUGCCUGUGUCCACGCAGCGUCCGAGAUCUUAUACAACCUGUCUCCCGACUACAAGGAGCUCGACCCGUGCAACGACUUUGAAGAGCUCGUUUGCGGCGGAUGGCGCGACCGCCACGACCUCCGCUCCGAUCAGGGCGAUGCCUUCACCGGCACCAUCAUGUCGGAGAACUCGGAGCUUCUCCUCCGCCACAUCCUUGAGGCGCCGUACCCCAAGGACUCCAAGCACUCCUCCUUCUCUCCGAUGCGGUUGUUUUCCAGCGACAAGGAUGCCGACGAGGAGAACUUCGAUAAGAUGAAGGCCGUCUACGACGCCUGCAUCAACGAGGACAAGAUCAAAGAAGUCGGGCUGGAGCCUCUGACCCAGAUCCUGGACCAGAUCAAGCAGGCCUACCCUCUCGCGAACGCCAAGGACGACGAACCUAAGCCGACGAAGGACGCUAUCUUGCUCCUCGCCAAAUACGGCGUUGAUGCCUUCAUUGCAAGUGGCACUGGUGCUGAUGACAGAGAUCCCGACACGGUUGUGGUUUCCAUCGCGGCGCCAGGCAGCCUUGGUCUUCCGUCCAAGGAGCGCUACGAGGACGACAAGCUUGUCGAGAAGUACCGCAGCGUUGCCGUCGAGGUUCUCGGAAACCUGUACCCCGACAAUAACAAGGACAACUUCGCCAAGGUCAUUGAUCUCGAGAAGUUGCUGGCUGCUGCCUCGCCAAGCACCGAAGAGAGGGAAGAUAAAUACUACAACCCCAUGCUGAUUGACGAGGCUGCUGCCCUCACGCCCGAGAUCGAACUCACGGCUCUCAUCGCUGGCCUGGCUCCCGAGGGCUUCGUGGUGGAGCGUGUCAUUGUGAUGGCACCCAAGUACAUGACCGAGCUCGCCACCAUUCUCGCCGAGACCGACAAGGAGGUUAUCCAGAACUACUUCGUCUGGAAGGCUGUCCAGUCCCUCUCCCGCUACGUGGACGCCGACGCAGUCAAGCCUUACCGUCGCUUUGUCAAUGAGCUUGCCGGAAAGGACCCCGAGUCUGCCCCUGAGAGAUGGCGCACCUGCGUUGGCCAGGUCGAUGAUGGCGUCGGCUGGAUUCUCAGCCGCUUCUUCGUUGAGAAGGCAUUCUCCGAGAAGGCUAAGAAGUUUGGUGACACCAUCAUCACCGACAUCAAGACCGAGUUCGCCAAGAAGCUCAAGGCUACCAAGUGGAUGGACAAGGAGACCACCAAGAAGGCUAUCAAUAAGGUGCAUAACAUCAUCCAGAAGAUUGGCUACCCGACCAAGAGCCCCGAUAUCAUGGACCCUCCCAGCCUGAACAAGUUCUACGAAUCAGUCAACCUCAACCCGGACACUUUCUUCCAGAACGCUCUGGAGGUUCGCAGCUUUGCCGUAAGCGACGAGUGGUCUGCCCUCGGCAAGCCCGUCGACAGGGAGUCGUGGGGCAUGACAGUUCCGACCGUCAAUGCCUACUACAACCCUCCGGGUAACGAGAUUGUAUUCCCCGCCGGCAUCAUGCAGUUCCCCGUCUUCGACGUCGAGGUCCCCGCCUAUAUGUCCUACGGCGCCUUUGGCUCUGUCGCUGGUCACGAGCUUUCUCAUGCCUUCGACUCCACUGGCCGUCACUACGACCAGAAUGGCAACUACACUGACUGGUGGACCGACGACACUGUCAAGGCCUUCCAGGAGCGUGCCGAGUGCUUCAUCGAGCAGUACUCCAACUUCACCGUCCCGGGCCCCGACGACGAGCCCCUCCACGUCAACGGACGUCUUACCCUUGGUGAAAACAUUGCCGACGCCGGCGGCCUCUCCGCCUCUUUCCAGGCCUGGAAGCGCCGUGCGCACGAGAAGCCCAACAAGAACCUGCCUGGUCUCGAGCACUUCACUCAAGACCAGCUCUUCUUCGUCACCUACUCCAACUGGUGGUGCGGAAAGUCCCGCAAGGACACAGCCAUCAACCGCAUUUACACCGACCCUCACGCGCCCAAGUGGGCCCGUAUUCUUGGCACCAUGGCCAACAGCCGCGAGUUCAGGGACAGCUUCCAGUGCAAGAGCAAGAAGCCCACUUGUGAAUUGUGGUAA
Colletotrichum aenigma is the source of this 2262-nucleotide messenger RNA. It is a transcript of the gene Ece1, whose product is annotated as Endothelin-converting enzyme 1. NCBI's taxonomy places the organism in Eukaryota, Fungi, Ascomycota, Sordariomycetes, Glomerellales, Glomerellaceae. The transcript is spliced from 4 exons. Gene Ontology annotation, biological process: protein processing. Gene Ontology annotation, molecular function: metalloendopeptidase activity. The record is from RefSeq and is a predicted model, not a curated record. Gene Ontology annotation, cellular component: plasma membrane. The coding region runs from base 1 to 2262 and encodes 753 amino acids.